AUGGACUAUUCUCGAAGACCAAGACCACAACAACCAUACUCCAGCCCCAGCCGAGCCACCUACGCCUCCCCAGCAAACUCCCAGCCAGACGCCAAGCUGGAUUUCAGCAACCGGAUGGCCCGGGCCAAAGCCGCCAUGCUCGCCAGGGAGCACAAGUACCAUCCCUACAUGUUCGUCCCCGAGAUCGCCGUGUCGCCGUCGCUCGACACGGUCUUGGAGUCGGACGAGGAGAAGCCUUGA
This is a messenger RNA of Drepanopeziza brunnea f. sp. 'multigermtubi' MB_m1, 240 nucleotides long. RefSeq lists its product as uncharacterized. The record is from RefSeq and is a predicted model, not a curated record. Lineage: Eukaryota; Fungi; Ascomycota; Leotiomycetes; Helotiales; Drepanopezizaceae.